This is a messenger RNA of Bemisia tabaci, 7858 nucleotides long. Its product is annotated as phospholipase DDHD1. Gene Ontology annotation, cellular component: cytoplasm. NCBI's taxonomy places the organism in Eukaryota, Metazoa, Arthropoda, Insecta, Hemiptera, Aleyrodidae. Gene Ontology annotation, molecular function: metal ion binding; glycerophospholipase activity. The record is from RefSeq and is a predicted model, not a curated record.
UGGACGAUCCUGACGAUCCUAGAUACGUACCUAUUUUUUGAAUACUUUGCUAAGAAACUUUUAAAAGGUUGUGCACAUUACAAUUUAUUGUGUUUACAUACCCAGUGUUUUCCUCUCAAAUUAAUUAUGGAUACGUUUCAUCCCAUCCGGUGACACGACAUAUUAUGCAAGACGUCGAAGAUAGCUAGUUUUGCGAUUUCUUAUCAUUCACCGCGACGUAAACUUCAAGUUGACGCUCAACCUCACGUCCAAUUGACACUUGUUAAUAGAUGAAGUAUGUCUCAUCAUCUGUCAGUCAGCGUUGAUCGUAUACCCUGUGCUUACAUCGAGAACAAUGACAUCUCUCAAUAAUGGACGUUACGAAGUUCCUUCGACUUUCGAUAGUGAAAACGGUGAUGAAAACGAACUAUUGAAAGUUAGUUUAGAAGGUGAUAAAGUUACAGAGUUUAAGUUCGGCCGUCUAUCUUUGACAGAAACAAAUAGUCUGCCAGUUUGCAAUACUGAUGAACUCCGCCGAUACAGUGUAUCCAAUGUUGAAACCAGCCAUUGCACCUAUCCAUCUCAUUCGGACGGACCUAUUGAAGAACUAAGGCCGGAAGAAAUCAGAUGGUUUUACAAAAAUUGUGACUCUAAAAGAUGGAUUGAAUUUUGCGGAUAUGACUCCUUGCAACUUGAGGCUGCCUACCGGAAUCUGCCCAGAACGUCACCGGUCAAAACGAACGGACAAGGCUGUCUCCCGAAGAGUUUCUCUGAUGAUGCAUUACGCUCAAGUUUUAGCAAUGGAACAGAUAGACUUGGAUGCAGUGUUGGGAAAUUGUCUAGUAGGCCAUUCAAAAUUGUUGUUAGAGGUGGACUGUAUGAAGUUGAUCUGAUAUCAAAAAGAGGAGAAUCCAUCUACUGGUCAGGGGAAAAUUUUUUAAUCAUCCGAGGCUCCUGGUUGUAUGAAAAUGGACAGCCCCUGGAUGAGCAUGAUGCAGAUAUCAUUGAAUCAGUUCAUCUCAAACUUUUUGGUGGGCGCAAAUCAUCUGAAUAUUUGGCUGAUGCAAAGGCUCCAAAAUCAGUAUUACACACCGAAACCUUCAACUCAUUCAGCGUUGUGUGGUAUUCUUCAUCUCCGUAUGAAGUAUAUCUGUACAGCCAAGAUACCCCAUCAAAAAUCAUGAGAUCUUUUACCCAAAAACUAGGAGGUUACUUUCAGAAAUCAAUGGGGUAUCGACUGGUACGAGGCUAUAAGAUCCUCUCGUCUGAAGAAGACAAACCAGCCGAUAUUAAUCAUCUAGUGUUCGUGAUUCAUGGUAUUGGGCAAAAAAUUGACACCGGGAAGAUAAUUAGAAACACUUCAAAUCUUAGAGAAAGUGUAUUCCGCAUCAAAACAAAAUAUUUUGAAACGGCCAAGCAGCGCGUUGAGUUUUUCCCUGUGGAAUGGCGGUCAUCUCUUCAGCUUGAUGGAGAUAUUGUUGAAGCAAUAACACCUUCUAAUGUUCUAAACUUACGACAGUUGUUAAAUGCAUCGGCGAUGGACAUAAUGUAUUACACUUCUCCUCUAUACAGUGCUGAAAUACAACAAGGGUUGACGAAAGAAUUAAAUAGGCUUUAUUCCAUGUUUGUUGAACGUAACCCGAACAGUGAUGUGAAAGUCUCGGUAGUAGCUCAUUCUUUAGGAUGUGUCAUUGUUUAUGAUAUCAUCACAGGUUGGAUGCCAAGAUUGUACCAAGAGGAUUUUUUAAGCAAAGAAGCCUUGCUAACAGGAAAAUCGCGCCUAAAGUUCCAACUGGAAAAUUUUUUCUGUCUUGGCUCACCGCUCGCAGUUUUUCUUGCCUUACGACUUCCUCAAGGUCAUCAUGGGAGUCAUUUAUUUCCUCCAUCUCUCUGCCAUAGACUUUAUAAUGUGUUCCAUCCAUCUGAUCCUGUUGCAUACAGGUUAGAGCCUUUAGUUUUAAGAGAUUUUUGUAAAAUUGAGCCUUACCAAAUCCAGCCUUGUAGUGAACAAGUGAAUAGCGCUGAAGCAAACUAUUUAGAAACUACAUCUUCCGAAAAUCAGGGGACAAACAAGGAUGAAAACCCAGUUGUGUCACCCACUGGGACUCCUCUCAAAGAACGAUCCUGGAAACUUUGGAAUUUAGUUCAAGGAAGCUCUAAACCACCUGAAGAAGUAACCUCCCCUCAGCAGCAGGAGUCCCCAAUGGAAGUUUCAGGAUUGGAGCAUCGCUUAGAUUUUGCAUUGAAAGAUAACACAGGCUCUUAUCAUGCAAUACGAAGUUACUGGGCAAGUUUGACUUCUCACACUUCAUAUUGGACCAGUAAUGAUGUGGCCUACUUUGUUUUCACAAAAAUAUUUCCCGAUAUAAAGCAGUCAAAAGCAACAGCAGAAACAGGGCCUUCCGUUCAAACUGAUACUGAAAUGAACGAGUUCAAGCUGGAUGAAGAAAGGUAUUUGAAUUCAAUCAUGCACUCUUUUGACUGAGUGAGUAAAAUAGUUUAACUCACCUUCAUCUUAUUCAAAGUCUACAGCUUCACUUUGUUUGAGAAAUACCGCACACUUUAUUUCAGGUGAAUUCAGAAAGGAUUUGCUUUUUCAGCACAAGAAGGACUAACCCUCAUAUAUGAAAUGAUGAAAAUUCCUCUCUUUCUUAAAGGGCCCUGCACAAAAAACUAAGGUAUUUAGCGCCAGCUGAAUUUCAUUGUUAUUUGAUAUGAUAUUGUUUAUAAACUCUUGAGCACAAUAAGCUUUAAGAAUCAAAACUUUUCACGUUCUAAUUCAAUUGAAUGCUGAAAGCUGUCAAAAAGUCUUUGAUCAACCAAGGAUCAGCUGAAUUGGAUCAGUAGAUAAAGGAUAAUCAAGGCUUUUCUGCAGUAUCUAUUUUAGUAUAUUUCUUUUUCCAUGUAAUUGAAUGUAAAAGAAUUAGCAUUGAUUAUUAAGUAAAUGGGAAAGCUGGAAGUUUGUUCACUGUAUUAAUAUUAGCUAUGUAAUUAACAGUCAUGCCACGUAUGUAUUAUGUACAUUUCUUAAAUUUUUCAUGCUCUAACUCCAAAAAAUUAAAGCCCUCUGCAGAAUCAUAACAGUCUAAAGGAGUGAAAAGUUGAAUUAUAACUUUUAAUUUUAUCCUUUUUAAUACCAAAGAGUUGAAGAUCUCAAAAAAAGGUUCUUUUGUGGUCCUCAGUAUUUCCUCAUGUAUGUACUGUUAACGCUAUUUUAAACUUGCUUUUUGAGAAAUUUGUUUAUAUUGAAAAGUGAAAAGUUAUCUUUUUCCUUGUGUCCUAUUACAAAAUAAAUUGAAAAAAUUGGUUUCAGCACAAAUGAGCAAAGAAGGAAGAAGGAUGAUUCACUGGGGGAUGAUGACCUACCUAUGUAAUUUUUUACGGACUCUUUGGAGACAGAUAGAGCGAUAGAGUUCAGAGACAGCCAUGGGUCACUAAAUGAGAUAUGGCUUAAAGCACACUUUUUAUAUUUUAUUUUCAAAAUUUUAUGUAAAAUGCAACCCUUGCAACAGAAGUUUAGUAAUCAACUCUUUAGCAAAAUAUCAACAUAUAUUCUCAAUGCUGAUCAAAUGGUACACAAAUCUUUGAAAACAGCGUCAUUUGUAUUUUUUCUUUUUUCCAUUAACAAAAUUUGAAUUAUCAACGUGUACUUCCGUAGGACGAGAUUUCUGAAUUUUUCUGUGGUGCCUAGUAUUUUCUGUGUAAAAUUUUGAAGAGAAAACUUACAACAGGGUGUUUUAGUUCGUGAAUUUCUACACCCCAUCAUGUAGGUAGGUCUCUCUCAGCAUAAUCACCUGAACCAGUUGUCGAAAGCAUUACAUUUAAAAAUAAAUACCAAAUUAGACGCUUUUGUUUCUUAAAAAAGUUAUUUGAUCACCCAAUCUGAAACAGCCUAUUUCAGUUAUGUGCGGAAGUUGGACUAUUUAAACUCUUCUCUCAUCAUUUAUGUCCCUAUAGGAAGUAAGUCAUUGUCAAUAAUUUUUCAGGUAUUAGUCAAAAUGUUUUGUUAUGAGUACUUUAUUUCCUUUUUUUACAUUUUAUUUUUAAAUUAUUGAAAAGUUUUAAACUUUUAUUCAGUUUUAUGGAAAACUAUAAACUUAUUGCGACGCACAUGUUUUUGUUAACUGUGAUUUUUUCUUGUUUUUUAAUUUGUUGGCCUCAAGGGAUGAAACAAUUUAUUGGAGCAGAGAAAAAAUGUAUUGGGGCACUUUAGAUUUAUUCACUUAUUUAUCUAUCAAUUUAUUAUUUAUUUAGUUUUAAUACUCUUCUGAGGGAGAAUGUGAUUUUGAUCUAGUAUUCUAGUGACAUUGGCUCAAUGAAGAAUGUAGUUGUGGCAUUGUCUCACAUGCAGGUUUUAUUUUUCAAUUCGUUUUGAAUGUGAUUGUUUUCUUGAAAGUAUCAAGACAGGUGCUUUUAAUUAAAAAAUUAAGUUUGUGGAAAUAAGAUUUGUUAAUAGCCCACUAGACGAGGUCCAAAUUUAAGCAUCAUGAUAUAAGUUCUCCCACAAAAAUUUCAUGAAGAGCAAUAUUUGUACAUCAAAAAUUACUGAAAUCAACUCGUAACUAAGACAUCAAAGUUUUUUUAUGCAUAAGUUCAAACUUCCUGCUCUUUAAAAAAACCUCAGGUAAUCUACUUGAGUUAAAUUGCACACUAAAUGUUACUGUGAUAGUCUUUGCAAUAUAAAAAUAUAACAACCUUAAGUUCAGCGCUUUGGCUCAGCUAUUGCACAUUGUUUACACUUUGGUAGACUCUGGUUUUUUUUAUGAGGAAGGAAUUCAAAUUUUUCAAAAUCAGUGUCAAUAAAUACGCUAAUAUGUACCAUUGUUGGGAGUUAACUUCAGUGAUUUUCAGUGCGCAGAUCAAGUUCUAGGUGACAUUUUGCAUUAAAAAGAAAUAUUUAUCAGAAUGCUGAAACUCAAACCUUGUCUAGCAAUCCAUUCGAUCUUGGCAUUGUUUGAAGAGUCAAUACUAAUGCCAUUGAUUGAAAUUGUUUUCACCAUGUUUCGGCAAGAGCUGUCACGGUAGAUUUUCCUUUCAUUUCUAUAUUAUUUAUUCGUUCAUUUUCCUGUGUGUAUAUUUUUGAAAAAUUUAGUCCUCUUAUGAUUCUACAAUGAAUAUACAGUUGAACUUUUAGUCCCAGCUUUUACUUGUUUCAUCUAUCUGCGGAAGAAUACUUGUUGCUUUAUUGCAGUUGUGUCUAAUGAAUGUGAUUCUCUUCCUAUUAAUUUUUGUUAUUUCACCAGAAUUCAUUCUUUGAAUACCCUUUUAACGUUUAGUUCCUUACAAUGAUUUAAACUGUGAGAAGAGUGUUUAAGGAAAAGCUCACUCCGAUUCCUUCUUUAAAUGUUGGACUAUUGACAUCUGAUGUGAACAAAAAUAAGUCUCCCUCUUUCUCCGAAGAUUUUGUCCACAGAAUUGAUUCCUGACAUGAAACUAGAGAUUUCCGUUCAAACUAAAUUAAUUAUACUUUUGAUUUUAGUUAAUAACUAAUAAGUAUCUCCUUCUCUUUAAAGACAGCAAUGAAAAAGAAAAUAGGCUGAAAUCUUGUAAAUUUAGCUUCAACAUGUUCAACCAAUACCUAAAUUUGGCAAUAUCUUCUAAAUAUUUUCAUUGGCUAUUUAAGGAUAAUUUCCAUAUGUUUAUAUGUUUUGCCCACCAUAUAUUUUAGCAGCCUAAAAAAAACUACUGGACCUCUUUUAGUCUAAUGACCUAACUACUGGUCAACAUUUACUGUGAAACACCAAAUACUAAGUACCUAUUGAAGUACCUUGAAUACAAUAACUUUUAUUACAUUUUAGGAAAGGUACUUGUAAAAUUGGUACUUGAUUUUUUUCUAUUCAGUUUUUAUGCUUGAAUACUUAUUGUAGUAGUGGGUACCUAAUUUAUGGUAGCUUUUUUACAUGCGAUUUUUUAUUUAAAUAUCAAAUGCCCAAAGUAUAUAAUAAUAGGUACCUGUUAAACCUAGAAAGGUAAAAUCCUUGCUUUCUGGUCGCAUCAAAUUCAUCGGACUUACUGUGUAUUUUUAGUUUGAUUCAGUUUACACUAGACGCACAAAAUGUGUAGGAAGUAUGUAAAACAAAAAAUAAAUUUUUGACAAACUUAACUCUUUCCCUUAAAAAAUUGAACCUAAAGCGCAUUAUGGGCUGCCCUGAAGUCCAUACGCAGAGUUAUAGCGCUUCGAGUUUGUGCCGUGAAGUGAAUAUUGGCUCCAGGGCAGCCCAAAAUGCGUCUUCUGUUAAAUUCUUCAAGUGAAAGAAGUUAAUUUGUCAAAAAUUUAUUUUACAUUUUAUGCUUUGAUCAUUCCCUGUUUUUUUUAAAAAAAAGUUUGGAACACACUCUUCCUGAUCAUAAGUGUAAUCGCCAAUAAAGAUGCUCUCCUCAAUUUUAUCUGAACAAGCGUUCAUAUAUUGUUGCUGUGUUUGCUCUCUUCUGAAGUUUUUACGUAGAGUGUCCAUGUUCAAUUGCCCAGUAGUAUGUUAUAUUUUUAUCAAAUCCAAUGAUUUAAUCUUCAAUCGAAAAUGCCAUCCCUUAUUCUUCAAUUUUUCUAUUUCAAGUAACAACUUGCCUUCAUGUCUCCUUGAGCCACACUCAUGAAUAAUAGUGGAGUCUCUCCUCCCAACAGAAGAAGGUGGAGCACGACUUUGAAUUACUCCUAGUUUCUGUCUGUGUAUUCUCUCUUGAGUUAAGGAUUGAAGGAUGUAGAGGUGAAUGGAUGUAUGGGCGAAUGUCCAGUGCCAUAUUUGAACAACUAAUCACUCAUUUUUAGGAAGGCCCAUGAAAAAAUAAUGAAUUUUUGUCCCUCAAAAAUAUUUUUAUAAUGUAGGUAGGAAAGUUUUUCUUUUCUUUUAAUGACUUUUUUAAUAACUAUACGGCAGUAUCCGAACUUAUUACAUGAAAUGAAGGCAAAAAAAGUCGCACAAUUUUAUGAAAGGAUGGCAAGGGACAUCUGCCCUUUCUCCCUGUUUCCUUCAAUCAGUUUUACAUUUUUGUGUAUUUAUCCAUGCUUAUUUUUGGAUUUUAUUUAUCAAAAAAAAUGAUAAAAAAAUUAAUUGAAGUAAUUAUGCUUGUUAUUCUUGAAAAAAUUUUAAAAAGAAAGAAAAAACACUUGCACGUGUAUACAGUCUGCAGACAUUUGAAUGGAUACAGCAGGUUUUGCUUUAAAAAUCCUUAUUUUUCCAUCAAUAUUUUUAGAGGAGGCAGAUGAUAAAUAAAAUAUAUCGGAGCAUUUAAUAUUAUGUAAGAGAACUAAUUUUUAAAGAAGGAAUAUUAUUAUAGUUUAAGUAAAAGUUGCGAAAUUUUAAAAUUUAUUGAUCCCUGUGAACAUUUGAAGCACCAGUACAGCAACCAUUCAUCUCACAAGUUCCUCUCUAUACAUAUUCCCCUAUUUUCCAACUUGAACUGCCAAGUCCCUCUCAAGUGAUUAGAGCAAGCUUAUGCUGGUGCUCUAAAACCUUACCUCCUACCUCCUAACAUUUCAUAGUGAAAUGUAAAAAAAUGUUGAUCUUAGUCGUUUACUAAUUUUUUCACUUUAAAUCGUUCAUUGGUGGUAGUAAUGAACUACAUUUUCGAAGUUCAUUAAGUAUAUCAAAGACAUUUUGCCAAAUUUUUUGUCAACCAUAAUUAAGCUUUCUGGUUUUAAAGGGUAUGUAAGAAAUUAAAGUUUUUAUCAAUCUGUGUUUGUUACUGUGUAAUAAAAAUGUUGAUAUCAACUGGCCAGGGAAGUGUCUAUAGUUGUUCCCUCCAACUAAAACGCUAAUUGUACUAAAAAUAACGUUUCCUCUGUUAUUAUUUUAGAACAUCAUCGUUCAUCAUUUGUUUAUCUGGGAUGUGAAAAUUACUCACUAUCUUGAGACAAUAAAUACAGCAUCAUCAGUAUUAA